UAAUAAAUAGUUGACUCUUUUAUGCUAGUCUAUUUUGGGAGGAUUCAGUUGAGCGAAAGUGACAGGAACAAUCACUGCUAUGGCAGCUCCGGCUGACCCUACGCCGAGCUCAGCCGACCAAAACCCACAAACCCCAGCGGUGGAACAAACGACUGUUGAUGAUCGCCGGGGUUCUAAGGUGGAGGUUGUAAAAGAGAGUUAUCCCUCUUCUGUUUUUGUGAACUCAGAACCGAUUCGAGAAGAGCAAGUGCAAAAUGCUGUGAAGUUUCUUUCACAUCCUAAGGUUAGGGGAUCACCAGUCAUUCAUCGAAGGUCAUUUCUUGAGAGGAAGGGACUCACGAAAGAGGAGAUAGAUGAAGCCUUCCGGCGUCUACCAGACCCAACUCCAUCUGUUCAAACGACUGAGCCAGUUGUCACCAAUCAAGAUGGGAAGAUUAAAUCUUCAGCAGAUGUUCAGACACAAGCUCCAACACAAGUAGUGCAGUCUAAUCCAGUUUUACCUGGGGGUAACACUUUGAAACUAGAGACAGACUCUCGAUUCCACUGGUCUUAUGCCAUUCUUGCUGUUGGCUUCCUGGCUGUAUCGGGGGCUGGAACAGUAGUACUUUUCAAGAAUGCAAUCAUUCCCAGGUUGAAGUCAUGGAUUUGCAAGGUUGCAUCAGAAGAUGAAGAAGGUCUGCUAAAGAAGAACAAUGGAAAACCAAGUAUAGCAGAAGAAGCUGCAACUGCCGCGAAAGUCGCCGCUGCCGCAGCUUCUGAUGUAGCUGAGGCAAGCCGACAGAUGUUAAUGAUAAAAAGUGAAGAGAAGAAAUGCUUUGAGGAACUUAUGGGCUUGUUAAAUGCACAAGUACAUGAGCUGAGGUCAAUGAUGACUGCUAUAAAGAUGUUGGAAGGUGGACGAAGUAGAAAUGGAAAACUUGUUGUAGAGCAACACGAUGAUGAAAGGUUUCUAGGGACCAGUUCAAAGCAACCUUAUGCGAAUGGAAAGACGGUCUUAGGUUCACAUUCAGUGAGAUCUUCGUCUCGCCCUGCACCUGCUGAUCCUUCUGUUGCUCCUCAUCCUAAGUCAUAUAUGGAGAUCAUGACUAUGAUACAAAGAGGAGAGAGACCAUCAAAUAUCAAGGAGAUCAAUGAUACGCCACCAAAUCCCAAUCAACCACUAUCAAAUCCCCGUCUAGCACCAAGGCCAAAGCCUUGGGAGGUUAGUCAACCUCAGACCAACUCCACCAACAUUCUUCAGACUCAAGAGAGCAGCAAAAGCUCAAAUUACAAAUUCCCAAGUAACCCGUUAAGUGGUGGUGAUGCUGCUCUUUGGUGGCAACGAAAGAAUGUCAGAAUCACUGAACUUGAAGCUGGCAAUGAAAAAAAACCUGGAUCUUCCAAUGUGUUGGGUAAUGAACAAUCUGCUAAGCGGUCGUGGGUACCUCCCCAGCCACCUCCUGUUGUGAUGCCUGAAGCAGCUGCAGUGAUACGGCAACCAAAGAAGCCAUCUUAUCAGAAAGAACAGACCACUGACAACCAAUUACUAGCUCCUUCCCCAGAUGUAACUGAUGAGUUGCCAAGGAUCACAAGAAUCCCUGAGGCAGGUGGCAGCACGGAGGCUAAUGGCAAAACUUCUGUGCUUUCCUCUAGUGAUGAGAUACAAGCAGAAGAGAACAGUCGGUAUUAGACGACCAAUAUCACACUCUUACAGUUGACAUUUUCACAUGAAAACAGGCGAAGGUAUAUACUUGCAGGACUAUCCGUUGGCUAAUUAUCGUCUAUAUCAGUACAAGUCCAACGACAGUUGUAUGAAUUGGACAGAAUUGUAACAACCAGUGGUUGGUGAUCCAUUAUGUAGGGAGAUUCUGCCAUUAGCUAUUCACCUGAUGUGAGAUUGUGUAGUACUGGAUCACAUUUGUUGCAGUAUGGUUGCAAUGAUAUGAUUGUAUCCCAUGUUUUGUCAUUGAUUGUACUGUCAUAAAUCAAAUUGUCUUUUGUAGAGUACUCCAAA
Molecule: messenger RNA, 1993 nt
Organism: Sesamum indicum (sesame)
Lineage: Eukaryota; Viridiplantae; Streptophyta; Magnoliopsida; Lamiales; Pedaliaceae
Product: peroxisomal membrane protein PEX14
Biological process (GO): protein import into peroxisome matrix, docking
Cellular component (GO): peroxisomal importomer complex; peroxisomal membrane
Molecular function (GO): signaling receptor binding
Source: RefSeq, a predicted model, not a curated record